Molecule: messenger RNA, 7821 nt
Organism: Coprinopsis cinerea okayama7#130
Lineage: Eukaryota; Fungi; Basidiomycota; Agaricomycetes; Agaricales; Psathyrellaceae
Exons: 12
Coding region: 1-7821 (2606 amino acids)
Molecular function (GO): Hsp70 protein binding
Source: RefSeq, a predicted model, not a curated record
AUGGCAGACACCUUUGUUGAGAGGGUCAGCCCUGUCGCUGUGAUAAAGGGAAUUCUAUCCAAUUAUCCAUUCUCUGUUGGUAUCUUGCGUGAAUUGCUCCAAAACUCUGACGACGCAAAGGCCAAGUUACAGACAUUCGUCCUCGAUUGUCGAACCCAUGGUACAAACCCCCUCCAAGGACCAGCGCUCCUCGCGUUCAACGACGCUCAAUUCUCGAAGGACGACUGGGUCGCCCUUCAGAACAUCAGCGAAUCCUCAAAGAGGGAGGACACUUCAAAGAUAGGAAAGUUUGGGAUCGGGAUACGAUCCUGCUAUCAUGUUACGGACCACUUGCAAAUCCUCUCGGGUGAUACUCUUGUGACCUUCGACCCAACUAAAUCUCUGUUCAAAGAGGGAGCUUCAGUUGUGACCCUGUCCAGUGAGGUCGACGAAACUGCCACAGAGCGGCUGCGACCGUUCAGUAGAUUCGUCGGCGCCAACUGGACCGGUGGGCCAUUCGAUGGCACGGUUGUGCGUCUCCCUCUACGAACGACGCCUAGCGAAUUGCAGACCAAAGUGGCCACAACCGAAGAAAUUGGCCAAUUGAUGAAAGACUUUGUCCGCGACGAACUGAAGAUUUGCAUGCUGUUCCUCCAGCACCUCCGUUCUAUCAAUUUGAUCAUGAUCGACGACCAAGGCGAAACGGAGCUCGGUUCUUCGACUAUCGAAAGCAAUCAGAUCUACGACAAUGUCGAUGAGAAACUCGUCACGCUCAUCGAUGGCACAUCCGUGACGAAGCGACGGUGGAUCGUUCAGGCGUCACACUUCGCUGACGAAGAUGCCAUCGCGCUUCUUGCAGCAAGGACUGGUGGCUUAAGUGACACACUUCUCAAACGCCAUAAGCUCCGUCCUCAUGUAGGCAUCGCCUUCCCACUUGACGGUGACGACGCGAGGGAAGUCGGUCAAUUGUUUACCUACCUCCGAUUGCCAUUGUCGACUGGGUUCCCCGCCCAUGUCCACGCUUUCUUCGCCCUGACGCCCUCUCGCCAGAAUCUCAAGAACCAAGGAGACCCUACUUUGAUGAAAGGUUCGGAUGACCACCUUCUCGUCGAAUGGAACAAGUUGCUUUUCGACAUCUUCAUUCCACGAGCAUGGGGCCACUUACUUUCCAGCCUUGUCCAAACGCAGUGCGGCACCGAUGUUUUCAAAGCCUGGCCCCUGGCCCAGUCCAUCUCCUGGUGCGGAGAAAGCAUCUACUGGAACAACUUCCCGCACAACGUCUUAUCAUCGGCCAUCGAGCAGCAAGCGCAAGUGUGGCCCGUGCACGGUAGUUCGCCUCUCUCCCACAAGAUUCUUCAGGGCGUCUUCGUUGCUACAACCGCUACGCCAACCGAGGUUCUCGACAUCCUCUCGUCACUUGGCUUCUCUAUCACGCGUCCUCCUGCAUAUAUCACACAGAUGCUUCAAAGCCAGGACUACAGCAAUCGGGGUGUCAAGUUCCUGACCCCGGAUACCGCAGCUACUGAACUGAAGACCCGGAAGCCCGACCUAGCUGAGGUAAACCACAAGGUCAUCCUCGAGUAUCUCCUCUCGACGGGAAACCUGAGCAACAUCGUCGGCAUCGAAAUCAUCCCCACAAUCGCAAACCGCCUUGUUGCGCUCGAGAACAGGGGUUCAACGACCAUCUCGCACACACUCUUGGAAGAAUUCGACGCUCAACUCUUCCGAGAAUGCGAUGAUCAGGCCAUCCCAUUGCAUGAAUUCUCGACUGCGGUAUCAUCCCUGCUUCGUCGGCUCGGGCCUAACAGUCUCAACGUCAAGCUGCUCGAUGUUGGUCGAGUGGUUGAAUAUCUCUCCCUCCAUCCAACGCGGGUCGGCCGUGACCUCGCUUCCUCCCAACCUGAUUCCAUGGCCGUUGAAUUCCUAUCCGACUUUUGGGUUUGGUUUGAAGGCUGGGGAAUGAAGAACCAACUGCGACCCAUGCUCUCAACGCUUUACCUCCUUCCCUGCACCCAUGGUCUGCGUGAGGCCAAUAGCCCUGUCUUCAGCACAGUUGGGCGCGAUCCUGUUUUGGUAAAGUUGCUGGAGGGGCUAGGCGUUCCAUUCCUGUCGUCCACCUUCAAGCAAGCCUCAGAGAAGGUCCUUCGCAAUUGCCACCUUGUCGUGGACAUCGACAACAUCCACGCCCUUCUCAACACUCUUUCCCACUGCCGCGCCCCUACCCUGAGCGAAAGCGACGCCAAACUUAUUCUAGGUCAUAUCACCACUUGCCACGCGCGAUCGGUCGCCCUCAGAGGUUCGCUCACGAAUUCGCAACGUGAUGCACUCCGGCGAUUGCCCAUCUUCCCUGUCCUCCACGUCGAUGAGACCACAGCCCGCAAGUCGACAGUCUGGCAGUCGCUGGAAUCCUACAACAGUAUCCAAGGCAUCUCUUCGAACUGCAUCGUCCCCGUCAUCCCUAAGACUGCAUUCUUGCCCACUGACAUUAUCAGUCCGUCGGCGCUGUCCCUAGCAGGUGCUACAACGACAACCCUCAGCCCAUUAGGCGUUCUUGAUCUCACUUUACAAUCCAACCGACUCCAGCACCAGUCACCUGCCGUCUUAGAGGACAUCAUGGCUUAUUUAGCAACCCGACGCAUCUGGAUCAAUGACAACACCCGCCGGGCAUUGAUGCGAGAGAAGAUCGUCUAUAACGCCAGCGGAACAUUAUGCGCCCCUGAAGACCUCAUCGACCCUUCGAACCCUCUGUACACUCUCUACUCCUCCGACCCAGUUCGCAUCCCGUCCACCUCGGAUGAAACUCGCGCGAAAAUCUGCAAAUCAGCCUCGACCCUCGGCCUUUUCGAUGCGGAAUUAUCGUCAGCAAAUGUCAUGGACAGGGUUAAUUGGAUCGCGGCCAACGCGGACAACCCCUCCUUUGUUUCCCAUUCCCUCAAACUCCUCGAAAUCCUCGAAGCUCGCGGGUUCAACUGUUGUCACCUCAAUCCAUCGAUUCGAACGUAUGCCUGGUUGCCCACGCAAGAUGGGUGUCUAGUUCCCUCGACCCAGUGCAGACCCGCCACAGACGAUCCGCAGCUCUUCGAUCAAGUGCUCAAAACGUUCCAUCCCAACGCUGCGCUCCCCUCUUCCCUCAUCAGACACCUUAGAUGGAACCAGGAGCUCCCUGUAAACGUCCUCACGGAUCAAAUGCGCAUCCUGUUGCAAGGGUCACCAUCGUGCCAACAAAUCGUGACUUUGUUGAAGGCGCUCGGUCAGCGUACCUUGCUUUCCACCGAGCAGGGGAAGAUCAGGGAGGUCUUAUCGGGAAGGUUAUGGGUGCCGACAUCCCAUUAUGAGCUUGUUGAGCCUUCGCAAGUCGUCUUCAAUCAUUCCAUACCCGAAGCUGGGAUCUUCGUGAUCGCACCUGCUCUCAGUAAGGACAAAGGUGCUUCGAGAUUACUUCGUCUCCUGGGUUGCUCAGAAAGCCCUUCCUUCGACAUGAUCCUUGCGGCUUUGAACCGCCUCUCAAACCAACCUCCAUCCCAAGCAACCGCAUCGGCAGCCAUUUCCCUUCUUAAAUUCGUCACAGCCAACGGGGACCUUUCCGACACCCAGCGCAGCCAACUGUUGGUUCCCGACGAUGGGAAUCGCCUCCGAAGCAAAGGAGAGGUCGUCUUCAACGACAUUGGUCAACAGGCGAUCCUGGUCCAACGGGACGGAUUCGACUUGGCCCAUCCUCUGAUCGACAACUCGCUCGCAAUUACUCUGAGAUUGGACCGCUUGGGGCUUAAAUACAUCGACCUGCAGGAGGAAUUCGAGGAUAUGGGUGCCACUGCCGUUACCCUGGUUCAGAAGGCAAUCGCUCAAUACACCGAAAAGCAGUUCCUAUCCGAGUUCCUCGCCAAUGCUGAAGACGCUGGCGCGACUAGGUUCUCCGUUGUCCUCAACGAAGGGUCCGGUCCAGCAUUCACUUCAAAGAAGCUGCUGUCCACGGAAAUGGAGAAAUUCUACAACUGCCCCUCUGUCCUUGUCUACAAUGACGGGGUUUUCAGCGACAACGACUUCCGAGGCCUGUGCAAGACUCACAUUGGAGGGAAAAAGGAUAAUCCAAGCAGUAUCGGCCAAUUUGGCCUUGGCGCGUUGACGAUGUUCCAUUUCGCAGAGAUCGCUGUCGUUUUAUCUGGAAAAUACGUGCUAUUCUUGGAUCCGUCCAAAUCCAGCCUUCCAGUCCCUCGGGCGUCAAUCAAGCUACCACUCAAGGAUCUUGUUCGCUGGUACCCAGACCAUUUACUCCCAUUCGAUGGAUGCGGCCUCCCCGAUAUCGAAAAAAUCAAGAGUAGUGGAGAAUAUCCGGGGACUAUCUUCUUCUUGCCAUUACGGUCGGGUUCUCACUGCAGUUCCCGAGGGAUCUCUCAGAAGACCUGUUCUGCGUUGAAAUUCCACAAUCUCCUCUCCGAAUUCCGAGAAACAGCGGCUCAGAAUCUAUUGUUCAUUCGACUUGCCCACAUUGAGGUCUCGUCCCGCCAUGUUGGCUCACCACGAUCUCUCUGGAAAGUCACUGCCACCAGAACACCCUACGACCAUGAUGGGUUCACCUUCAUUGACACAGUUAUCGAUGGCGAUGGGAAGCGUGCCACGACAAAGUGGCUCAUUGUGUCCUCGAGCCGCUCACUGAACGAAGUCCCCGAAGAAGUGCGCUAUGAAGGCAUGAAGCACAUCCGUACAGGACUCGCAGCGUGUCUUAGCAGCAAGCACCCUCCUCCCUCCAAGUUCUUCUCAACUCUCGCUCUCGCGAUUGGAACAACUCUCCCCGUCCAUGUCAACGCCUCCUUCUUCUUGUCCCCAGAUCGCCGACAAAUUCGCCACGAUGCCUACGCCAACAAGGAGACACGUUUCAAUCAGUGGCUUCUGUCUGAUCCACUGCCACAGGCCUAUCUUGUGCUGCUGGAAGAGAUUGCAAAGAGUAGGAAGAACGAUAGGUGGUGGCCGGAGAACUACGCGAACUAUGCAUCUUCGGCGGUAGACGACGUUGAACCAGACGACAUAUUAACCUCCAAUCAAGACGAUGCCCUUACCUCGACGUUGAUACGAAGCUUUUACUCCCUCCUCCCAUCCACUGAGCGACGGAUCCUCACUCCUCGCUACGCUCAUCCGUCACGGUCCGCCUUAAAAGUGAACGAAGCAGUGUUUCAGCCCACUGGCCUGCCAGACGGCGUGAAAAGGGUCCUCGACAUUACAGAACCAUUGUAUCUGACCAAACCAGCCAUUCGCUCUCGCGUCUGGAGGGAAGCUCGGUUUUCUUGCCUGACUCCCGAGCAUGUCAAGGACUUGAUCCUGGGUGGCGCAGUCGCUGCCAUCCAGUCCACCUUUUCGAACGACGAACGACGUGGCCUCCUGUCCUACCUCUGUUCUUCCGAUCCACUUAACCUCCGAGGACUUCCCCUUCUUCGCCUACAAAGUAAAGAAUACACAACAUUCGAAUCUUCGGGGCAGGAUGCGACCAAGUUCAUUUGGGAGAGCUCAGCGAUCGUCGAAUCACCGUUCCCACUGUCUUCCUUCGUCGCUCAAGGUGCACUUCCCUCGGACGUCAUUUUAUCUGCCCGGAAGAGUGGACUCAAUAUUGCCGUCUUUGACCUUUCCGCCGUGGAGAACCUUACCAGACAAGAACUGAGCAGAAGAUCGCCGCUCGAACGCAAAAACUGGAUUACCGUUUUCUGGAAGGCAUACAGGACGCUCCCAGGUGGACGGGACCUUCAUCUUGCAAUCGAAUCCCUUCCCUUAGUUCCUUCCAUUUCCGACAACUUUGUUUCCCUUCGCCAAUGCAAGGACGACAAUGUCCUUGUUGCAAGUGCCCUUGACCAAGAGGACCGUCUGGAGCUCAUUCAAGAUUUCGGUGUCACCGUCGUUUCGCGAGAUCGAUGUCCAUCGGCGUUGGCGGAAAUCCUACGGAUGUCAGAGUAUCACAAAUCGGGACCCUUUUUCCAUCGCGCUCUUCGUUGCUUCCAAUCAAACCUUUCAGGUGUCAUUUCUUGCUUGUCCGCCUGGCCCGACAGUCGCCGCAAAGAGUUUUCAAAGUGGUUCCGCAGUCAGCUGUACACCAAGCCUCCCAAAGGCCUUCUCCCCACGGCCAGACAACUCCCUGUAUGGCCAGCCCGGCGGCUUGCAUCAAAGGACUGGAAGGCGGCUUCGGAAAUUCGGUGCCUUCCGUCCGACCUUGAUGUAUCAGCUGCAGAGCUACUGGAUGUUUGGGUUUGCAAGAAGCCUGCUGCACAGCAUUUGGGUGUCGAGACCUUGUCAGUGGAAGAGCUGAAGCUCCAUCUACGUCUGCCUCACAUCCUUUCUCAACCCGAUGAAUCAGUCUAUCUACCGAUCCUGUCGAAAAUCCUCUACCUCCGCAAACCCGGCGCCGUUAAGGUUCCAAACAUGAACCGUGUUAUGGUGUCAUCGAAAGUGCUUUACUCACGGGAAGCACUGUUCGAGGCAGCGUUCAAACAAGAUCCCACCAAAUUCCUCCUUCGGUCAUACAGCGCUCUCGAAGGCCAGUUGCGGCAAAAGCAGCUCAUCAAUCGGACGAGCGAGCUGAACAUGUCUAUGUUCACCAUCUGCGCCCAGGCGCUGCACGACUCUGACGACGAUGAAGGCGACAAAGUAGAGCGGGCUAGGGUCUUGUUUCGAGUCUACGGGGAAGACCUGCCCUUGAAGGUUUCGGCGAUCACUUUUACCAACCAAUGGGAUCAGCUUGACCACCUGAGAUUCAUUCCGAGAAGCAUGUCGACAGACAAGACUCAUGGAGGCUGGACCCUGCCAGUCCCCAGCCGUGUAGCCGGGCUACCUGAAGUCGUCUCUCCUCGCGAGUUGGUUAGGAGGGAAUUUGAAGACAUCGCUUGGACACAACUGGCUUCAUUCGCUCAACAACCCAACCAACGUGUCCUGCUCGCAAAUGACAACCUUGGCCGCCCAUCGCUCAGCAAUGUGCUUGCCCACCUUCGCGCACUGUGCAAAAUGCGCCCUGGCCCGGACGUCCUUCACUACCUCAAGAGUACAUACGCGUGGCUCAAUGCCAUUGCAUCUGAAAAUACCACCGCUAUCGAGCAGUUGAACCAGGAGAGUAUUUUCCUCAACAUCGACAACCCGAACGCAUUCGACACCUGGAGAUGGACGCCCGCGUAUCAUAUGGCGUUCGAGAACCACGAUCUACCGACCAUUCAUCGAGUCCGACCUUUCCUCCUUGACUACAAGGACCUUCUCAAGGCCGCUGGCGUGCAGGACGUUGUCUAUCCCGAUGUUGACACUUCACCGGCUAAGGAGAACACGGACGAAGAGUUGCUGAAGAGGAUGAGGACCGGUUUCGCAAAGAUGAGAGAUGAUCUACAAUUUACCGACGUCGUCUUUACCUCUGAAGAGGAUGAGAGCACCGAGAAGCCUCAGCAGUUCUUCGCCCACCGAAACUUCCUCUCCGUCUUUAGCGGGUACUUCCGGGACAUGUUCACUGGGUCAUUCGCCGAAGCUCAGCAAGCCUCGGUUUCGGCACCUCAUGCGAUCUCACUCCCGUAUUCCAAUUUCGCGAUCCAAACCGUGCUUGAUUAUCUGUACACUGGAAGCGUGAUCAAUCCUAAACAACCCGACUUGCCAUUCGAAGACUUGCUUCAGGCGUUGGAACUCUCCCACUACCUCGACAUCAAGAGCCUAUUCGACAACAUUCAGCUUGAGAUCAUCAAGAGGCGCCUUAUUGACCCGCUCACGUUGGAGAAUGUGAAAGGUCGCGCUGAUACGGUUCAGGCGACGAGGCUAAGCAAGUACUGCGACGAUUAUGCACGCUCGAAUAGGGAUUACAUCCGCAGGAUUCAACAGGACGCAAAUUGA